This is a messenger RNA of Physeter macrocephalus (sperm whale), 1110 nucleotides long. It is a transcript of the gene DUXB, whose product is annotated as double homeobox B. Gene Ontology annotation, biological process: regulation of transcription by RNA polymerase II. Gene Ontology annotation, cellular component: nucleus. Gene Ontology annotation, molecular function: RNA polymerase II transcription regulatory region sequence-specific DNA binding; DNA-binding transcription factor activity, RNA polymerase II-specific. The record is from RefSeq and is a predicted model, not a curated record. Lineage: Eukaryota; Metazoa; Chordata; Mammalia; Artiodactyla; Physeteridae.
AUGAACUUUAAUCACAUCUACAAAAUACCUUCACAGAAACUCCGAGUAGACAUACUAUUAUGAAAAGAAAUCUGAAAAGGCAAGAUUAUUUACAACCAGAGUCAAAAGAAUAUCCUCCAAGCAUGGUUUGAACAUGAGCUUUACCCUGAAAAAGCAAACAGGAAACAACUGGCCAAGGAAAUUGGCAUUCCAGAAUCUAAAAUUCAGAUUUGGUUUAAAAACCACAGAGCAAGACAGAGCCGAUUGGGGUUCAGCUCCUCCUUAGGAGAAGACCAAACCCAUGGACAGAACCAGCCUCAGCAGGUCAGCACUAUCUUCCCAAGUUUGAGUUUCCAGCUUGAAUGCAAAAAUGUCCUAAAAACCCUUUUGUCCCUGUGUUCUCUUUUAGAAUACUUACCAAAAGGAGCCACACAAGACCACACAUCUGUUCCAAGAUCUCAAUCAAACAUUCUAGUUCAAGCCUUCAAGAGGAACCAAUUCUUUGACAUUGCAAACAGGAAAACACGCCAAACAGGCAUUCCAAAAUCGAGAAUUCAAAUGUGGUUUCAGGACCCAAGAUCUCUGUACCCUGGGCAGAGCAGAAGUGAGCCUGUGAAUUCCUUGGUAGAUGGCCCAAAUGGGAGACCUGGUCUGACAGCUCAGCAGCACAAAAUUGACCUAUGCACUCUCCCAGGCAGAUCUCAUCAUUUUCCUUCCUCCAGUUCUUUCAGCAGGAACCAACCAUUUCAACCUGUUCCUCUCCCAUCCCACGUAUCCUCUGUCCCUUGUGUGAUCCAAGGACAAACUGUCAUGAUGCAGCCCAUGCAGGCUGUGCAGGGAGGGGAGAACUCUCCCUCUACUCUAACACUUGGGAAUUAUGUGCCAGUACUGCUGACUAUGGGAGGAGACCCAGAUACUCAGUAUCCUUUCUGGCCCCAAUACCAAGAAGAAUGCCAGGAUCACCAAGAACAGACUGACAGGCGAGUACUGCAGUUGGAAGACUAUUCUCAGCCUCAAGCUGAGCACAAAAAACCACCACCACAGGAUCUGAGCCAGGUGGACAUAUCUUACUUUCCACAGUGGUGGGAUGAGUGCUGCCAGGCUCUGAUUGCAGAGUGGGAUCCUCAAUAA